This is a messenger RNA of Myodes glareolus (Bank vole), 1026 nucleotides long. RefSeq names its product MCTS1 re-initiation and release factor (gene Mcts1). Gene Ontology annotation, biological process: formation of translation preinitiation complex. The record is from RefSeq and is a predicted model, not a curated record. Lineage: Eukaryota; Metazoa; Chordata; Mammalia; Rodentia; Cricetidae. Gene Ontology annotation, molecular function: RNA binding.
CCUCCAUUCUUUUCUUCCAGCAACCAGAAAGAAAUGCUUGAGCACUUCUAAAGUCCCGCCCUUUCGGCUACCCCCAAUGGAGAGUAAGCUGUUACUCAAAAGGAGGCAACAAAAGCGUCAACGUGGAGUUGAGAGGAGCGGAAGUAGUCAGAUUUCGCUGAGGGCCGUAAAGCGGAUAGUAUUUUCGCCUUCCGGAUAACGACAGCAGCUCCUACUGUCAGUGCCGGCCUUCCUCGUGCCGGACCCUUCCUAAUUCAAUUUCCUUCCCAUUCCGGGCCCUUCCCUAUCGUCGCCCCCUUCACCUUGGAUCAUGUUCAAGAAGUUUGAUAGACGCGAAAGGCAAAGGGGAAACAUGGGAAAAGGAAGAUUUGAUGAAAAAGAAAAUGUGUCCAACUGCAUCCAGUUGAAAACCUCGGUUAUUAAGGGUAUUAAAAAUCAAUUGAUAGAGCAAUUUCCAGGUAUCGAACCAUGGCUUAAUCAAAUCAUGCCUAAGAAAGAUCCUGUGAAAAUUGUCCGAUGCCAUGAACACAUAGAAAUCCUUACGGUAAAUGGAGAAUUACUGUUUUUUAGACAAAGAGAAGGGCCUUUUUAUCCAACCCUAAGAUUACUUCAUAAAUAUCCUUUUAUCUUACCACAUCAGCAGGUUGAUAAAGGAGCCAUCAAAUUUGUCCUCAGUGGAGCAAAUAUCAUGUGUCCCGGCUUAACUUCCCCUGGAGCUAAGCUUUACCCUGCUGCCGUAGAUACUAUUGUUGCAAUCAUGGCAGAAGGAAAGCAACAUGCUUUGUGUGUUGGUGUCAUGAAGAUGUCUGCAGAAGAUAUUGAGAAAGUCAACAAAGGAAUUGGCAUUGAAAAUAUCCAUUAUUUAAAUGAUGGGCUGUGGCAUAUGAAGACAUAUAAAUGAGCCUCAAAAGGAAUGUGCUUGGGCUAAAUAUGGCUAUUAUGCUAUAUCUGUGUGUGUGUCUGUGUGUAGCAGCAUGAAGACAAUGCCUCUAUGGUUAUGCCGAAUAAAUUCUGCGGAUGCUAAAA